This is a messenger RNA of Lotus japonicus, 1526 nucleotides long. RefSeq names its product protein DMR6-LIKE OXYGENASE 2-like. The record is from RefSeq and is a predicted model, not a curated record. The coding region runs from base 375 to 1397 and encodes 340 amino acids. Lineage: Eukaryota; Viridiplantae; Streptophyta; Magnoliopsida; Fabales; Fabaceae. The transcript has 3 exons. Gene Ontology annotation, molecular function: dioxygenase activity.
UCAAAUGCAUCUUAAACAUGUGAAGAAUGAAAUUAUCAUCUGACACUCCUUUCAACAUCUGUUUGUCACGACACAUAUUGAGGUUAAUCUGGUUCGUCCUUUUGUCUUCAAACACAAAGUGAUUUGUGUUUUUCUGUUGGCCCCACCAUAUUUUGUCCACAUUCAACCUUCAAUUGCAAACCCGUCCAUGUUCGAUGUAUUUAAAUCACAACCCCACGUUGAGAAAGCCAGAAAGAAGAAAUAAAUCAGAAAAUUGUGUUCAUAAAAUCUUUUGCGUUAUAGAAUUGAAUUGAUAAUGGUGAAAGAAAAACUGAUCCAAACCCACAAAAAUUGAAGGUGUCUGCAGCUGAUAAAGAAGGAUCAGGAAUUCAGACAUGGGAGAAAUUGAUCCAGCUUUCAUUCAAUCCACAGAACAUCGUCCAAAACCCACCUUUGUAGAAGUUGGUGAGAUUCCAAUCAUUGACCUCUCAGAAAGCAGAGAAGAGCUCAUCUCAAAGAUUGGCAAGGCAUGUGAGGAUUGGGGAUUUUUCCAAGUAAUCAAUCAUGGGGUUCCUUGUGAGGUUAUCAGAAAGGUUGAGAUUGAGGCCAAAGAGUUUUUCGAGCAAAGCGUGGAGGAGAAGAAGAAGGUGAAGCGAGAUGAAGCUAAUGCAAUGGGGUACCAUGAUGGGGAGAACACAAAAAAUGUAAGGGAUUGGAAAGAGGUGUUUGAUUAUCUUGUGGAGAACACAACACAGGUCCCUGCUUCUCAUGAGCCACAUGACUUGGAGCUCAGGACUCUCACCAAUCAGUGGCCCCAAUACCCUCCUCAUUUCAGGGAAACAAUGGAGGGGUAUGCUCGGGAAGUGGAGAAACUUGCUUACAAGUUGUUGGAGCAGAUUUCAUUGAGUUUGGGUCUUGUUGCAGACAAAUACCAUGGCUGCUUCAAGAACCAACUCAGCAUGGUGCGGCUCAAUCACUAUCCCCCUUGUCCAUUCCCUGACCUGGCACUUGGUGUUGGUCACCACAAGGAUUCAAGUGCCUUAACAGUGCUUUCUCAAGAUAAUGUGGGAGGCUUACAAGUUAAGAGAAAAUCCACUGGUGACUGGAUUCCUGUUAAACCCACCCCGGGUGCAUUCAUCAUCAAUGUUGGCGAUAUAGUUCAGGUUUGGAGCAAUGACAAGUAUGAGAGUGUGGAGCAUAGGGUGGUAGUAAACAUAGAGAAAGAAAGGUCCUCCAUUCCAUUCUUCUUUUUCCCAGCUCACCAUGUUAUGGUGAAGCCUGCAGAGGAGCUAGUGAAUGAGCAAAACCCUGCAAGAUAUAGAGAAUACAACGUUGGUAAGUUCUAUGCUAACAGAAACCGUAGUGAUUUCCAAAAGCGUGAUGUGGAAAAUAUCCAAAUUCAUCACUUCAGGAUCUAGGAUUAGCUAGUUGGAUUGACAUUCUCAAUUUCAUCCAUGUAUGACUACAAGUUUCUAUGUUGGAAACCCAAUAAAAAUGUGAUGGUUUCUUUCUGGUCAUAAAUAAAAUGUUAAUCUCGAGUUGGUGUA